CUGUCACUUUAAGUGUGGGCAACGGAUCCAAUAUAUUGAUACGCAUUUUAUUUCUCAACUGCUUAUAUUUAUUUUAAGUGUAAAAGACUGUGUACUACUAUAAUCAAGGCAUUAUUAGAUAAUUUUGUGUUAACGUCCGUUUAAGUGCAGAAAAACAUGAACUCAAUGCGCACUGUCUUUUUCUUGUAGCCUUACUGGAGUGCUGUCUGAAGCCUUGAGAUGCGGAUUGGGCUCGCGCUUUAGAUGUGCGCGCAACAAAACUUAUCAAACAACGCGGUAACUAAAAGAAGAAUUCAUCUUUUUACUGCUGACCUCAGUCCAGUUUUAACAUCCCUUGUUUCUCAACAACUGUUUGUAAAAUACCUAUUAUUCUUGUCUAGUUCAUUGUCAAAGUCUUAAUUAUCUUAAUAAUUGUAUUAUAUUUUGUAGUGUUUAAUUUGUGCGCCUUAAAAAUGACCCUCUGUCUGUUGAAUUUCAUGAAAGCUGGAUUCUUUUAACAUCACAGAACAUUUACUUUAUCACCAUCUCUCGUCCUUUCCCUGAGCUUUCUAUUGCUAUACAUCUGUGUGUUCUGUUUAUUGUCUCACCGCCCCGCCAAGUCCAGCUUGAAUUUUUUAUUAUAGUCAUCUUGUUCUUUUGGGAGUUUUCCCACUUAUCUCCAAGCAUCGGCUAUGUGGUCCAACCUUUUCUUGCAGCAAGAAGACGAAGGCAGAGGAAUGGCUGCAUUAGGUGGACUUGGAGUUAAGGUCGGGCGACCCAAUAAAAGAACGAGACAACAUCGGCUGAGUGACAGCUCGGAGGGCAAGAUCAAGCUGUCAUUUUUGGUCGCAGUCAUAGGUGUUACUCUGACGAUACUGGGUAUGGGCACAGAGUUCUGGGUGGAGCUAUCCCAACCAAAACACUUCAGGAACAACCAGACGUGUGAGAUGGCACAUUACGGCCUUUGGAAAUCAUGCGUGCGCACACUAUGGGUGUCAGACAUCGACCCGGAGAGAGAGUCCUGUGGACCGGUAGAACUGCAUGGAGAAUCAAACUGCACAUACUUUAAAUUCUACACUUCAGGGGAAAAUGGUGUUAUAUUUAAGAAAACGACAGAUAAAGGUCUGCAUAUUGCAGCUGCGAUGUUGGCUUUGUUCAGUUUGUUUAUGAUGAUCAUGGGCUCUGUGUGUAUCACAAUGUCACUCAGUAAAAGUGUGCUCUUCUUCUUGAAACCUGCAACCGUCUGCUUCGUCCUCUCAGGUCUUCUGGUAUUCCUCUCCCUCAUUGUUUUCCACCAAUCUGUACUGUCCUUUCUGGCGAGCGACCACAGUAUCCCUCUCCAUCACGAGAUGUCCUGGUCAGUAGCGUGUGUGGGUUCGGCCGGGGCCAUUCUCAUCUUUGCUGGGGUUUUGUUCCUGUUGCUUUCUCUUCCCUUCAGUCCUCUGGACAAAUGUUUCCGCCAGCAGAGCGAAAGCAAUGCUUAGCCGUGCCGGGACCGCCAGUGAGUUAAGCAGCAGAAGCUCUUUUAUAGUCCGCUGCUGCUCAAGAAUCAAUUCAUUGAUGUUAUAAAUAACUUGUGAACCAUUCAAUAUACAGAGUAGGGAAUUUUUAUAAUGUUUUGCACACUGGUAUUAGCCUUGCUUGUCAAUACGGUUUUCAGUACUUUAAAGCUUAUACUGUACAUGUCAGAAAUCAAACCGAUGUAACUUUGAUGGCUCUGUAUAUUAAGUCAGUGACCAACAGAUCUGUUUACUGUUUCAUUUACAUGACUUGCUGUGCUAUGACGCUUUGUCUAAUUAAUCUGCAUUGCUGAUACUUUAUUGUACGACAUAAGAAAAUGGCUUGAUUUUCUGUACAAAACGAAAUACAUUGAUUUCUUACUGCUUGCAUUUGUAUAUUGAAGGGGCAUAUCUCAUGCUUUCUUGAGAAAUAGCCCAUCCCUGCUUUAAUUUAGCAUAGCCAACAGCUAAUAGGGAUUGAUGCGUUUGCAUGACUAACGAAAGUGGGCCAGCACCACCAUUUCAUUGACUAGUGUUGGCUAUUAAAUCUGCGUAAUCUGACGCUAGUUGCUUAAUAAAGUCUUAGUAGUUAAGCGUGGUUUGGGCACUAGCACACCAGAUCACAUUACGUGCAGGGUUUUCAAUAAACAAUAUAACAGCAGACAAGACAUCUUAAACACAUAUUUAAUAGGAUGAGGUGUUAUUUAUACUUGCGUUGAUUUGUAUUAUGCAUAAACUAGAUGUGUUUCUAUUAAGUGUGAUGUGGAUAAAACAGAGCCACUGUUGAGCCACAAUUCAGUGUAAAUAAUUUGUGAUUAUAUUGUUGUCCGUUAGGUUUAAUAGAGCUUCAUCACAUCCCACGUUUCUUUAUUUACUCUAUCCAAACUUUCUCUAUUUCUUGUCACACUCUUUCUCUAGUUUUGCUUGAAGAUUAAAUCUCUUUCACCUAAGAAA
Molecule: messenger RNA, 2432 nt
Organism: Misgurnus anguillicaudatus (oriental weatherfish)
Lineage: Eukaryota; Metazoa; Chordata; Actinopteri; Cypriniformes; Cobitidae
Source: RefSeq, a predicted model, not a curated record